CCUCCCUCCCUCCCUGCCUUAUUAUUGUUUUUUUCUUGUCAAAAUAACAAAUGUUGUUAGCAGAGCAGCCCAAUCAUGAAAGCCAAAUUGUUCCAUUUCUGAUAUCUCCCUUUGAUAUGAUCCUUCCCCUCUCUUCUCAUUGGAAGAAGCCUUGAAAAUCUUUUUGUUUUCUUCUUCUUAUACUCUUCUGUUCUUCUUCUUCUUCUUCUUGCUCGAGGGCCCACCACCACCACUACCACCAUAACAUCAGCCAGCAGCAGCAGAACUCAGAAGCUAUAGGGAAGGGAAGGGAAGAGACAGUGGGAGGAGGGUUGGCAGAGGCAGAGAGAGUUCUUCUUCUUCAUCUUCUUCGUCUGUCUGUCUGUCUGUCUUCACCAAUUCCCAAAAGGGUAGCUCCUGCUUCUGCUCCUGCCAAAAAGCCUUUUUCCCCCCGCAAGUGGAAAAGCAGGCUCUUAUUGGGGGAUUCCCUUGCCUUUUCCCCCAACCAACCCAACUCAUAAAAAAAGGCUCCAUCAUCAUCAUCAUCAUCAGAUCACCUGGGAUCAUCAGUUAGUUACUCGUUAUUGGGUUUGAUGGAAAGCAGCAGUGAAGAAAAAGGAGUUGGAGCUGGUGGCGGAGGAGGAGCCGAGUUCGGAUACUCAUCACCACCGCCAUCAGCAGCUCAGCAGCAGCAGCAGAUGAUUAUGAACCAUCAGAUCCACCACCACGGCUUCGAUUCCGCGCCGUCGGAGAUCUUCAACCUCACCACCGGCAUCGAGAUGAUCGGCUUCCCCAACUCAUCCGCCAAACCCCACUCCCCCGUCGCCGCCGCCAUGUGGAAACCCUUCGGCGAAAAGUCAGCUACGAGCGAACCCACGACCACAGACCAGUUCUACCACCACCACCAGCACGAGUUCAGCGACGGAGGCGGCGGGGUGGUGGAGGCAGCGGGGAUGAUGGCGGCGGCGGCGGUGGAGGAUCCGAGUAGUAAUAACAACAAUAAUUCAUCGAUGGUGUUUUCAUGCUCAGGGAACGAGCGGCCGAGCCAAGGGCUCUCACUUUCUCUCUCCUCCACCCACCCUUCCACCAUCGGCCUCCAGUCCUUCGAGCUAAUCCGCCACCACCACCACGGCAACCACCAGGAGGAAAUGAGGUUCAUGAACUCCCCGGCCUCCACCUCUCGCGGAGGCGGGGGAGGCGGUUUUUUCUCUGCUAGGCCGCCGUCCUCGUCGCAGCAGCAGCAGGAAAUGGAUGGCUUGUUCCACCAGCAGCAGCAGUUUCAGGUGAGAGGGUCAAGGUAUCUGGGUCCGGCCCAAGAGCUGCUGAACGAGUUCUGCAGCUUGGGUACCAAACAAACAGAUACUACUCCCAGGCCCAAACCCCACCCGCUAAAGUCCAAAAAUCCGGAUGAUAUUCCUUCCACUUCCAACACCGAUGCUGCUAACGAUGCGAAUGCCAAUAAGCCGUCGGUUGGUUCCCUUGAAUUCCUGGAGCUCCAAAAGCGCAAAACCAAGCUACUCUCCUUGCUCGAAGAGGUUGACAGGAAGUACAGGCACUACUGCGACCAGAUGAAGGCGGUCGUGUCGUCGUUCGAGGCGGUGGCGGGGGCCGGGGCGGCCACGGUGUACUCGGCGCUGGCGUCCAAGGCGAUGUCGAGGCACUUCCGGUGCUUGAGGGACGGGAUCGUGACGCAAAUCCAGGCGACCAAAAAGGCCAUGGGGGAGAAAGAUCCGGUGGCGCCGGGGACGACGAAAGGCGAAACGCCGCGUUUAAAGGUGAUCGAUCAGGCGAUACGGCAGCAGAGGGCGUUCCAGCAGAUGAACAUGAUGGAGACUCACCCUUGGCGGCCGCAGCGCGGGCUCCCGGAGAGAUCCGUCUCCGUCCUCCGCGCCUGGCUCUUCGAGCAUUUCCUCCACCCGUACCCAAGCGAUGUCGAUAAACAUAUUUUAGCGCGUCAAACAGGUCUCUCCAGAAGCCAGGUCUCCAAUUGGUUCAUCAAUGCAAGAGUCAGGCUGUGGAAGCCAAUGGUGGAAGAACUAUACACAGAAGAAACAAAAGACCCUAAUGAAGACUUCAUCCACAACAUCAGCACCAACAACAACAACAACAUUAACAAUCAUCGUUUCAUGAUGUCUUCUUCCUCGGCUGGUCAUGGAGCCCACGAUCUUGAUCAAGACAACAACGACGACAACGACAACAACAACAUCAACAUCCGCCUCCUCAACACUACUCACCACCACCACCACCACCACCUUUCCUCGUCCGCCGAUCAAAAGCCAAGCCAUGAUCAGUUGAUCCGAAUCGACUCCGACUGCCUCUCGUCCAUCAUCACCAACCCUGAUCGAAACGACCACCAAAUCACCACAACCAGAACCACCGCUGCCAUGGCCGCGGCCAAGACCUACCAAAGCCACCACCACAAUCAUUUGGCGUCUCAACAGCAACAAGGGUUUGGAGCUUUUGGCGCGGUGGAGCUUGAUUUCUCCUCGUACAAUCAUCAUCCCACGGGGGGCGCGGUUUCUUAUGGUAAUGAUCAUCAUCAACAUCAGCAGCAACAGGGAGGCGUGUCGUUGACUCUAGGGUUGCAACAGCAUGGAGGGAAUAAUAACGGCGGUGGAGGAGUGAGCUUGGCGUUCUCGCCGGCGACACAAGGGAGUUUGUUCUUUCCGAGGGACCAAAUGGAAGAAUGUCAGCAGGUUCAGUACUCGCUCCUCGAUGGUGAUCAAGGUCAGAACUUGCCUUACAGGAACUUGAUGGGUGCUCAGUUGCUGCAUGAUCUCGCCGGAUGAUAUAUCAUGGCCGGCGGGGAGACGGAGGUGAUGGGUUGAACAUAAUUAGUUUAUUGAAAAGUAGUUUUAAAUCUCUUUAGAUUAUAUAUAUUUAUAGGAUUAGAUACCAUAUGGUGAGGGGAAAAUAUAGAUCUCUCCAUACAUAUUGAAUACAUAAGAAGAAGAAGAA
Linum tenue is the source of this 2937-nucleotide messenger RNA. The record is from the annotation of a GenBank genome assembly. NCBI's taxonomy places the organism in Eukaryota, Viridiplantae, Streptophyta, Magnoliopsida, Malpighiales, Linaceae.